AUGAUAGCUGAGGACUUGCAACCCUUAUCCAUUGUGGAAAAUGAAGGCUUUAGAAAUAUGGUUAAACUAUUGGACUCUAGGUAUCAAAUUCCUAGCAGAAGGGCACUUGGUCGAACUAUAAUACCUAGUAUAUAUUCAAAUGUUCGAAAUAAGGUUCAGACUCUUUUAAAUGAUACCAGUUUUAUAGCUCUUACUACUGAUAUUUGGACUUCAAUUAACACCGAUUCGUUUUUAACUAUAACAGCUCAUUUUUUUCCAAAAGGCCAAAGCCAACUGAAAAUAGUUGUCCUUGGUACAAAAAAACUAGAUCAGAGUCAUACAGCAACUCAUUUGGAAGAAAUAAUGACCAGUGAGUUAAAUAGAUGGGGAAUAUUAAAUAAAGUAACGGCCAUUGUUUCUGAUAGUGGGGCUAAUAUCAAGUCGGCUAUAAGAUUAAUGAACAUACAGCAUAUUCCUUGUACUGCUCAUAAACUUAAUCUUGUAGUCCAAAAAGCCUUAUACCUCAACGAAGACGAUUCAGUUGGAGAUGAAUCAAAUGAACUCGAUUCAUGGGGAAUAGGAUUUUGGGGGAAAAACAAAGGCAACUAG
Molecule: messenger RNA, 588 nt
Organism: Melanaphis sacchari
Lineage: Eukaryota; Metazoa; Arthropoda; Insecta; Hemiptera; Aphididae
Product: zinc finger BED domain-containing protein 1-like
Exons: 3
Coding region: 1-588 (195 amino acids)
Source: RefSeq, a predicted model, not a curated record